GGAAACUCACUGCAACAACUUUUUACGCAUGCUCAAUGCAGUUUGAACCACCACCACCAAGGCUGUUCAUGAUGGCUGCGGACAGUGCCUUGUUAGUGGGCUUGGUAGAAGAAUUUGUAUCGGGACAACAGGACAGCAAGGCAGCAGACACAGCCACAGGGAUCAAAGCUGGGAAGUUCACAAUACUACAGUUGGUGGAAGCAUUGGGACUAAGUCUGACCAGCUCCCAGCCCCAGACACGAGCACGAGCAGUCCAGCUCCUCUCCCAGGUCCUGCAGGAGUGCUAUGCAGACCUCUCAGAGCAGGAAGUGGAGGUUCUUAUAGCCUUCUACGAGAAUAGACUGAAGGACCACUAUGUCAUCACACCGCAUGCCCUACAGGGACUGAAAGCACUGACCAAAUGUACAGUGCUGCCUCCCGGGUCUGCAGUGUCUAUGCUGAAGUCCCUGUUUCAGGACGUUCAUGUGCAGUCUCUGAUGCUGGCUGAGAGAGCUCAUGUCUACAACAUGCUUAUCAACCUCAUGGGAUCCAGAGAAGAAGAGUUGAAAGGUUUGGGGGCAGACUUUGUAUUUGGAUUCGUCCAAUCAAUGGAUGGGGAAAGGGACCCACGUAACCUCCUGCUAGCCUUUCAGAUUGCCCGGAAUAUCAUCCACAGGAAUUACGAUAUGGGUAAAUUCACAGAGGAGCUGUUUGAAGUGACGUCCUGCUACUUCCCCAUUGACUUCAGCCCUCCUCCCAACGACCCCCAUGGUAUCACCAAGGAGGAGCUGAUUUUGACCUUGAGGGCGGUGCUGACCGGGACCCCCAGCUUUGCAGAGUUCCUGUUGCCCCUGAUCAUCGAGAAGCUGGACUCGGACGUUCAGAGUGCCAAACUGGACUCCUUACAGACUCUGAGCGCCUGUGCGUCUGUGUAUGAAUAUAAGGAUCUGGCAGAGUUCCUCCCAGGGCUGUGGGCCUCGCUACGCAGAGAGGUGUUCCAGACAGCCAGUGAGAGAGUGGAGUCCACCGGCCUAUCGGCUCUCAGUGCUCUGACCUCCUGUCUGUCUCGCUCCGUCCUCAACUCUGACUCGGAAGACUCCCUCAAUGUCUUUCUGGACCAGGUCAUCAAAGAUUGCGAGCACCACCUGAGUGAGCCGGACCUCAAGCUGGUGUGGCCCAGUGCCAAGCUGCUGCAGGCUGCCUCUAGCGCCUCCUACAGGGCCAGCUACAGGGUGGCCGCCGCCGUCAUGCCCUCCCUCAUCGAGCAGUACAACAACCGCACCCAGUGCGCUCAUAGGCGCACCCUGCUAGAGGUGCUACAGGGCUUUGUCCAGCCGUCCAAGAUUGGCCAGUCAAACAUGGAAGAUGAGAGUGUACUGAGUGACUUCCGUGCGUCUCUCUGCAGUGUAGUGUUCUCAGCGCUGACAGAGAGCAACGCAGGGCUCCAGGUCACGGCCACACGCGUGCUCACUGCACUGGCCCAGCACACAGGUCUGUUGCAGCAGGCGGACGUGGAGCAGGCUGUAGCUCACCUGACCAGGCUUGUUCUGGAGGAAGCUGAUGCCACAGUCAGUGUAGCUGUGCUGGACUGUGCAGGAUCCUUAGCCAAGCUACACCCUGCUGCCUUCAUCACCAACAUGGUGCCUCAUCUAAAGGACCAGAUAUUUACAGAGCCCAUGGCCCUAGGUGAUGGCUCCACUCUGUUCCAGGAGCCAUCCCAGCAUGCAGUGCGUCAGCGGUGUGUCUCAGCGCUGGCAGCGGUGUCGUCUCAGCCCAGUGUGGUCCAGGAGAGCACCCCAGUCCUGCUGCAGGUUCUAAGCUCCGCACACACAGGCUGUGGCUGUUUCUCGUCAGAGGAGGUGGUGUCUGUGUGUCACAGUCUGCAGAGCAUAGCAGAGCAGGCACAGGACACAGAGGAGACCAGUCACAUCUUCCAUGACAUCAUCAUUCCGCGCCUGCUGGGACUGGCCUUGCAAGCAGCCCUGCAAGGUGAAGGGCAUGCUGGUCCUCGUAGUCCUCUGGUGGAGGAGUCUAUUAUUUCAGCAAUGGUCCCUGUCAUUAGCACCACCUGUGCCAGGCUACAGCCCACACUGGCCAGUCAGACUGCGUCCAGGGCAGUAUCUCUCUUCCUGGAUGGGGACGUCUCCUUCCUGCCUGACAAAGCCUUUCCUGACCACAUCCAGCUCCUCAAGAAACAGAGCCAGUAUUGGAGCCAGUCCCAGAUGGUGUGUCUACUCAUGGCCUGUGUCUGCUCUCUGCCCAGGAGUGUGGAGGUGCCCCAGAUGGACAGACUGCUGGCUGAGCUGGAGGAGCUGAGCUGUAGCAACAGUCACCCUCUGUCUUACACCUCUGCUGCCAAGUGCUACGCGGGCCUAGUCAACAAAGCCCCCCCAGGUGACUCCCUGGAGUCGUUGAUAGAGAGGACCAUGAAGAGAGUGUGUUCAGAGCUGGACUCCCCCUCCUCUCCUCAGCUCACCCAGGCUCUCACUCUGCUGCUGUGGGUGGCCAAGGCUCUGCUGCUGAGAUACCACCCUCUGUCAACCACCCUGACGGACAAGCUCUUCUCCCUGCUCAGUGACUCUGAGCUGGGGACCUCGGCGGCCGACGGCUUCUCUCUCCUCAUGAGUGACUCGGUGGACGUUCUGAACCGCGGGUGCCACGCGGACGUGCGCAUCAUGUACCGCCAGCGCUUCUUCACCGAGAACUCUGCCAAGCUGGUCCAGGGCUUCAACUCUGCCCCACCAGAGAAGAAGUCUUGCUAUCUGAAGGCUCUGUCCCACAUCGUCAACAACCUGCCCAGACAGGUCCAGCUCUCAGAGCUUCCUGCGCUCCUGCCCCUGCUGCUGGAGGCCCUGUCGUGUCCUGACCAGGGCGUCCAGCUGUCCACCCUGUCCUGCCUGCAGCCUGUCCUCCUCGACCCCCCCUCUGCCCUGAUCACCCAGCUGGAGGCUCUGGUCUCACGCCUGCUGGCCCUCACCUCCAGCCCGGCCAUGAAAGUGCGUAUCGCCUCACUGCGGUGUGUCCAUGCCGUCUCCCGCUUCCCCGAACACGAGGUGAUGCCAUUCCGUACCAGGGUGCUUCGUGCCCUCGCUGCCCCCCUUGGUGACAAUAAGAGGCUGGUCAGAAGCGAGGCUGUGAAGGCCCGUGGAGAGUGGUUCUUACUGGGAAGUCCAGGGGGCAGGUGAAUGACCUUUCCCCUCCAGCCCACCAGACACACCCCAACCACAUCCAAAGGUGGUGGGGAGGGAGAGACGGCCUGUGUCCAAGCUGGGUGGCCCGGGAACUAGACUCAAGACCCUAGGCAACAUGGCCCUCUCUGGAUCCUCACCCCACCACCACCUCUAAUCCCUCCAACUCACACCCCCGCCACAAGCUUCUCCACAUCUAAUUUUUGGACUGCUUCUACCCUGACAAACGCACAAACGUGAGAGGAGUUCCACUGACCAAGAGCCUGGAGUCCAGGAGAGCUGGCCCUCAUGGCACCUUCAGAUAGGAAUGUGCUGCCUAGAUUGUAUAUAUGAGUGUCUGUGAUGUAGACUAGAGGUGUCACGUGUGCUCUAUGCAUCGCAUAUCUGUCUGGAGUGCCGUGAGGGUCUGACCUCGGUGAGCUCUGAUUGGCCUGGACCUGCAGGACGGCAUGAUGGCCAGCUCGACCUCAGACUAGGAGCUGCACUGAACCAAGCAGAGCACUGACACUGACCCAGCAGCUUCUCUUCGGGGAAAGGGCAGGAUUGGGCGUCAUUUAGGUAAAUGUGUGUUUAAAGG
Messenger RNA from Osmerus eperlanus (European smelt), 3744 nucleotides. It is a transcript of the gene mms19, whose product is annotated as MMS19 homolog, cytosolic iron-sulfur assembly component. Lineage: Eukaryota; Metazoa; Chordata; Actinopteri; Osmeriformes; Osmeridae. The record is from RefSeq and is a predicted model, not a curated record. Gene Ontology annotation, biological process: iron-sulfur cluster assembly. The transcript has 31 exons. The coding region runs from base 36 to 3164 and encodes 1042 amino acids. Gene Ontology annotation, cellular component: MMXD complex; cytosolic [4Fe-4S] assembly targeting complex.